GAAAAAGACGUGUAACAUGUCUACAGAUGGACGCAAGUAUAAACUGAACGACACCGUCUGCGGCUAUGACGCUGCGGAGGCAAUAAACAACAUCGUGGAGUAUAUAAACGCAUGUGUCCAAGAAAGUUGCGAUAUCGUUUACCAUUUGACCAGAGAAGAGCUGACUUUUAAUCUGAAUGGUACUUUCAAAACGGAGGUUGAAGGUUUGACCACAAUGGCCGGAGUUUGCACAGCAGAAAGAUUCGCUGUUGGAGAAGACACUCCGCCAACUUACAAUGGACGUAUAACGAUGGCGCACGAAAUUGGGCAUUUGCUUGGCUGCAAUCACGAUGGAUGUCCCACGUCAGAGAACUGCUCUUUUUUGAACAGUAACCUUAUGUCUCUCAUCAACAAAGACAUUCAAAAUAAAUCGAAGCUUUCAGAUUGCUGCAUAAGAAGCAUACAAGAAUUAGUCAGCAGACUGCCGGAUUCAUGUUUAUACGUCAACACCACUACAAAUUUUACAAAUGAUUUUUAUCCUGGUGAAAACCUCACAGACGAACAUUUUUGUAAGUUAAUGCAUCCAGAUGUAGAAGUCGUGCCGGCUUAUAAGAAUAAUACGAAAGAAUGCCAGCUUGAUUGUUGCUGGAAUGACACAGAUUCGGAAAGCGCAUAUGAUUAUGAAUCGGAAUAUUCGGAUAAUACAGACACAGAAUGUGAAGAGGGAAUCUGUGAAGACGUCUGCGAGUUUCACGACAGGCUGGACGGAAUGACAUGUGGUGUAAACAAGACAUGCUUCAGAGGGACUUGCGUGAAUCACAACUGGACUGAAAUAAGGCAUAAAUAUCACACUUACCGGGCGUUCCCGUGAAUUAUAUAUGUGCUUCUACACGGGCAACUUCGUAACACUUCAGUUAGAAAAAACACAAGUGUUCACCAUUGCUGUCAAAAGAAAUGGCUCCGAAGUGUAGCACGGUGCAGCAGUUUCAGUAGCACAAACAGCCUCAAUAAAAUGUGCAAAUACAAGGCG
Molecule: messenger RNA, 1009 nt
Organism: Rhipicephalus sanguineus (brown dog tick)
Lineage: Eukaryota; Metazoa; Arthropoda; Arachnida; Ixodida; Ixodidae
Product: metalloprotease mig-17-like
Exons: 7
Coding region: 17-850 (277 amino acids)
Biological process (GO): proteolysis
Molecular function (GO): metalloendopeptidase activity
Source: RefSeq, a predicted model, not a curated record